AUGGAGCACGGAUGGCACCCAUGGGUAGGCAGGGGGCCACCACCUGCCCCUGAAGUGCCACUGAGUCCUACGAGCAGCAGAACAUAUUCAAGUGACUCGGGCAGCGGGAGUAGUUGGAGUGACCUUGGCGCUGGAAGUCACGUUGGUGCGGGCAGCGUUGGAGGCGGUGUAGGUACCACAGCUACGAGGCAGCAUUGGAUCAAGAAGGUGUUUGACAGGCCACCACCUGCUACAGAACUGACUGCAACCGGAAGAUCCAAAUUCGAGAACGGCGAAGUCGUAGUCGCAUUCUUCCAACACCGCCCCAGCACACACACCAAGAUGCUCUGCGAAUGGCGUGACUCGCGGACAAGGCAAUGGAAAGCGUCUGCUCUUCCUUUGGCGGAUCUCACCAUCCACCGAAGUGGCCCUUAUCUCAAGUUCUCGGAUGAGAGGGAUGGGUAUUGGGCUGCACUGCGAUUUCAGACUAUCGAGCAACUUGUGAUUUUUCAUUCCAUCUUCUUGGCUCUCCGGUCACACGAUAUGGAGACUCCAAUACAUGAUUUUCCGGACUAUAAAUUGAGGAGUGAGGAGAAAGUGCAUGGAUUUGAUGCUGUCAUCCUUGACGAUCACUUUCACCACCUAUUGAAGCUGCUCAAAGAUGAAAGCGGAUGCCUUCGAUUGCAAGCUACUGUCCUCAGUGCGGACAGUAAAUCUGAUAUCCCUAUGAGGACACCAGUCUGGACAGCCUUUAUAACACACACUCACCACUCUCCCUCUUGGCUUGAACGCGUGAGCCCUAAGGUGAUCCAUGUUGCCGACUUAUAUCGCUAUGUAUUCUCGGAGGACUACACACCGCAGACCUCACCAGGAGGAAAAGCAGAACUGGUGUUCGACAAAGUAAAAGAUGCGGAUCGCUUCGAGGACGUAAUUGGCCUUCUUGUUAACCCUCCAAAACCGAAGAAGAAAGACAAGAAGGAAAAGGGGCGCUGGUAA
Messenger RNA from Bacidia gigantensis, 975 nucleotides. RefSeq lists its product as uncharacterized. NCBI's taxonomy places the organism in Eukaryota, Fungi, Ascomycota, Lecanoromycetes, Lecanorales, Ramalinaceae. The coding region runs from base 1 to 975 and encodes 324 amino acids. The record is from RefSeq and is a predicted model, not a curated record. The transcript is spliced from 6 exons.